AGGGUUUUUUGUACAGCUUUUGGAAUAAUACAUUUUAACGCAUCGUGUUAGAUAUUUUAAUUAUUGUUUAAAAUAAGCUAUUGAUUAGGUCACUGCCAAAAGAAAAAUGCAUUUUACAGUAGUAUCAAGAGCUUAUUAAAAGAAUUGUUAGUCUUGUGGCAUUAUAUGUGACUUGUGUACUAAGCAUACACACAAACACAUACACACAUCUAAAAUCAGGCACAUCUUAAAAUGUUUGUACUUAUUUUGUAAGAACCUGUUUGGUGUAUGUGCCAGAAGUGGUGUGUUUCUAGGGCCAGAAUGACCGUUUAUAUGUAUUCGGCGGGCUUCGAGCGAUGCUAUAAGUAUAAAUAUAUGUCUUGAGAUGCAAAUAAAAAUUGAUUUAACAGGAUAUUUGCUGAAUUAAAUAUUCAUUUUGCUGAUUACCCAUCUUCGCGGUUCAUGAACAUUCAAAAGGUUGAAAAUAGCUUUAAACUUCAAUCCUCUGGAUAACAAGGAUGGCAUCCUGAUGUAUUGCGCCCAAAGUGAUGAAGGACUUGGAGACUUCGUGGCGUUAAUAAUCAAGGAUAAAUGCAUCGAGUUUCGGUACGAUAUUGGUUCCGGUUUGGCAAUCAUUAGAUCAAACCAUAUUCUCCAACCUGGUGUGUGGACGCAUGUCUCUAUAAGUAGAGAAUUCAGGGAAGGGAAUUUAACUAUAAAUGGAGAACCUACAAUAGGAGGCAAGUCUCCUGGAAUUUCCCGCACGAUGACACUCAAUACACCCCUUUACCUUGGAGGUGUAGAUCGAAGAAGAAUUAUAGUGAACAAAAAUGUUGCUGUGAACAGAACUUUUCAUGGUUGUAUUAGUGAUCUUGGAGUGUCUUCAGCAAAUGUGGAUAUAUUAAAGUCAGCUAUAGACUCUACAAAUAUAGACGACUGCAACGUUUUGCAUCCUAAUCAAACCAAGUUGACUACUGUAAUCACUACUUCACCGUCUACGACGACUCCCUAUGAUCCUUGUGCCUUAAAACCUUGCAUUCACGGAAUGUGCCAGAGUACUGAUUCAUAUGAUUAUUCAUGUACUUGUGAAUAUGGUUAUGUGGGCAGAAACUGUGAAAAUAUCCUAAAGCAAUGUGAACUGCUUCUUCCCUGUAGAAAUGCAGGCACCUGUACAGAUCUCCAUGGAUCUUAUAAAUGUGACUGUCAACUAGGUUACAAUGGGCAGAAUUGUGAAAAAUUGACAGAGAUAACAUAUGAUGUUGCGUUCAAAGGAAAUGGCUGGUUAGAGUUGGAUAAGUCUGUAAUGACACACGAAGAGGAGCGUGAAGUGUUGGGCUUUGAAAUUUCAACAAACAAAACUAGAGGACUAAUUAUGUGGCAUGGACAAACACCAAAUGAUUUAAAUCCUGAUCACUAUAUGGCUCUUGCCGUGGUUGAUGGCUAUGUAGAGUAUCAAUAUGAUUUAGGCACUGGCCCAGUAGUAAUCCGCGUCACUGCACAAAAAGUAGAUGAUGGAGAAAGACACAGAAUAAUUUUAAAACGCCAGGGAAGUGAUGGUAGCAUUGAAUUAAAUGGUGAACACAUGGAGAGUGGUGCCAGUUAUGGAACACAGCAAGAUCUAAAUACUAGAGGUAGUGUAUACCUAGGGGGAGUGCCUGAUUAUGCAAUGACUUAUGGAAAAUACCAAGAAGGAUUUUCUGGCUGCAUUUAUACCAUGGAGGUGCAAGAUUCUGGAGCCAUAGAUAUUGGGGAAAAAGCUAUAAGAGGGAAAAAUGUUUCACCGUGUACUAGAGCAAGGUGGAUCCCCUCUUCCUUGGUAUUUACAAAUGCAGAUACAGAUAUCUUCGACGCAUUUAUUCCUCCACCUCCUGUGAAUAUAAUCCACCCAAAACCAGCGGCAAAUUUAGCCACUUAUAGUAUCAAACAUUACUCGUUAUUAAUCCUACUUCAAAAUCUGCUUGCCUUUACUAUGGAUGUUAGAGAGCAAAGCGUGCUUUUCACAGUAUUAUGCAUAGACACUAUAAAUGCAAUGAAAUGUAUAUUGAGUUAAGUGUUAUUUAUUAAAUGAGUAUGUGUUCCUUCAUAAAUAGCGCAUUUAAUAAUGAAGAAACGCGUAUUCAGUGGUAACGCGCGGAAUUAAUCCAAUUUGUAAAUUGUUUAAUGCUUCAUUGACAUUGUGAGCAAGUUAUUUGGACGAUAGACUUCCGAGAUGAGGUGACCUUGGAAUUCAGAAAGAUAUAGAAGAAAUUUAUUUAUGUUAAGGAAUAUUUAUUAGUUGUAUUGUAAAAGUAAC
Eufriesea mexicana is the source of this 2272-nucleotide messenger RNA. Its product is annotated as basement membrane-specific heparan sulfate proteoglycan core protein-like. Gene Ontology annotation, molecular function: calcium ion binding. Bases 509 to 2029 code for a protein of 506 amino acids. NCBI's taxonomy places the organism in Eukaryota, Metazoa, Arthropoda, Insecta, Hymenoptera, Apidae. The transcript has 7 exons. The record is from RefSeq and is a predicted model, not a curated record.